Molecule: messenger RNA, 776 nt
Organism: Darwinula stevensoni
Lineage: Eukaryota; Metazoa; Arthropoda; Ostracoda; Podocopida; Darwinulidae
Source: the annotation of a GenBank genome assembly
CCACGAUGAGAUUAAGAUGAGGUGGGCAAAGAGAGAAAGAGAGCGAAGGGACGCCGCGGGAUGUCGCAGCGGGUGCUCGCGCCGUCCCCAUCAACACUUUCCCUCGACACGGAAUAGGGGAAAUGGGAUACGAAGAACAGGACGAAAUAUAAAGCUCGUCAACGGGACGUUUCCCCCGCAGUUCUCCAUCAACCCACUAUCAUUCGUUCAGACUACCCGGUCCUAUUUCCUCUUCUCAGACAGCACCAGUAUCUCCUCCCAAUAACAUGCACUGCUCUGAGAGGUCCAUUCCAUGGAGAACCCCUUUGAUUGCCAUGAGCCUCUUCAUGGUUGUUACGUCGGCAUACCCUUCGAAGGAUCCUGAAGGAAUCAUCACUGACUUGUCGAAGAAGUCAUUUCAGGAUUUGCAGUGCAAGGGAAUGUUCCACAAAGCCACAUUUGCCCGACUUGAUCAAGUCUGUGAAGACUGCUUCACCGUUUACAUGAAUCCUGACAUUCACUCGAAAUGCAGGGAGAGAUGUUUCAACAACAAGAUAUUCCGUGGUUGCCUUGAUGCUUUACUUUUGAGCCAUGAGAAGGAGGUGUAUGACAACAUGGUUGAUUAUGUUGGUGGAUGGUGAAUCUGCACUUGGCCACAUGAUCCUCUAGGCCAAUCAUCGAAUCUCUAUCCAUGACAUGCAUGAUGCCAGUAAUGAUCAAUGUGAUGCUACUGCAUUGCCUCAGUUUUUGUGUAAUGGCUGUACUCCUCAGAUUCAUCUGAAUAAAGCCAAAAUGAU